AAAGUUGUAUAUUUAUACUUUCUCUUUAAAAAAGAGAAAAGAAUUAUCGUAUUAUAAAAAUAUUUCAAUUUCAAUGUAAUUUAACAUUGCUCUUGAUAAGUGAAUCCAAUCCGCGAUCAUUGAUAUUUAGUACACGUGAACAUUACUAUGGAUACAGGUGUCCACAACAAAGAAUCAACCAGCGAUACUGAAUCGUUCAACAAAUUUUUAAAACAGAUCUUUCGAUAUGAUCGACCGUUGUUUCAUUCAGAGAUUAAAAUUCUGUCAAUUCGUGGCUGUUCACUUCUCAACAAAGAAUACCUCGAAAAAGUUUAAUAUAGUAACAAUAUGACGUUCUGUUUCACCGCAUUACAACACGGUGCAUAGAACGUAUAUGAAGAGUGUUUGGACGAGUGCUUAUGUGUUUCAAUUAAAAGUAAUAUUUUGUAUCGAAUGUUUAAAGGAAAUUCAAUAAUGCAUGGGCUACGAGCCGAACACAAUGUUAGUGGUCUCGGUACGAGCCGAUGGCUGGAGGCAUUUUGGGAACCAGGAGCCAAAUUAUACACAUUGCCAAAUGGGGUUGAUAUGCUGGACGUUACCGGCAAUGGGGAUGCAAGGCUCGUUUGCGUCGAUUUGGGGACGCUUGCAGCUAAUUCUGCUAAAAUACGAGUUUACAAAGGUGGGGACCAAGUAACGGAGCACAACAUGGUGAACGCACCUUGCGGAUUAGUCGGUUUUUACACAGAAAACGGAGAGCCUCGAUCAUCGGUUUUGGGUGUAGGUGUUGGUUCCAGUGUGUUUAUCUUCAAAAAUAUGAGACCAUACUUCAAGUACACUUUACCUUUCAUCGACGUGCAUCCAAAAGAACGAGAAAUAUGGCACAAGGCAGGAUUGGAUGAGGAAUUAAACAUACUAACGUUAGCCAACGAGUUGGACUUGUUGUUGAAAGAGCUUGGAGCAGGAUUCAUCUCACCCCGAACCUUAAAGUUUUUAUCCAUGGAUCCAAAUUUAAGACCCAGCUUCGUGGAACAAUAUAAAAGAAUUCCUCUUAUAAAGAAUAACGCUUUGACCGCGAUUUCUGUGAUACGACGAGACUCGUGGACUAAUCCAGCCAGUGGGUGCCUUGUGCUGGGCACGGAAUUUGGAGAAGUUCUUGUCCUGGAUCCUCGAACGUUCUGCGUGAUGGACAAACAUUUAUUAAAAUGGCCACCAGUCGCCUUCGCUUGUACUGGUUUAUGGACCGGUGAUGGUAGGAUUUUAAUUGUUGGAAGAGAUGGUAAAAUAGGUGCGAUAAGAAGAGGUAGUCCUGUAAAUCUUUGGGAAAAAUUAUCAGCGCCUGCUGUGUCCAUUUCAACCCUCAGUAACGAUGGGGUUGUGGUUGCUGCUAUGGAUGGCACUCUGGUUGGCUUCUCCAGAAAGGGAAUUAAACUCUGGUGCGUCCGUGUUCCGGGUGCUAUUUUGGAUUCGGUGAGCUUACCAGUGCCCCAAAGCGGACUCUCUUUGCUCGCUGUUAGUACUGCUGGGUAUGGUAUUCGUGUGUACGAUGGGAAACACCAUGUGGAUACUCUAAAGAUUAUGGAACCGGUGUCUGCGAUGAGGUACGGUCGUAUGGGUCAGGAAGAACGUGCCAUGGCGAUGGUCACCGUAGGUGGUGGUCUCUGCGUAAAGAUUUUAAAACGAACCGCCGAUUUCAGUGUUCAUAAUAUAAUGUCUAGCUCAGUAUUAAACGAUGGGUCUAAAUUUUUAAUACCAAAAAAGACGAGGCUGUUCAUGGAGCAGACGGUUCGUGAAAGAUCAGAAGCGAAAAAAAUUCAUUCCACUUUUCAACAAGGUCUUCUCCGAUUGCGAUUAACAGUAGCGAACAAAGCGUUUGAGUCCUUAAACGAGGGUCAGGAUAUGGGUCCUCGUCCAAUCACUAUGGAGGCGACUGUUUUAGGAUUGGGUCCGGAUUAUCAAAUUCGCAUCUUGUUAACGAAUAUAUCCGACGAAUUGUCUGAUACGGAUUUGUAUAUCGUUUGCAGAAGUGAAAAUACCGACGUGAGGCCACGAGUAAUGGAUGUACCUCUGUUACCCAGUGGUACUCCUAUUCCUUUAGUCGUUCGUGCACUUUUGAAGGAUAUAAUAUCAGGGAGAGUUGAGAUUCUACUUUGUAAGAAAUCAAAGACGAAUCCUGUAGCAGUGACGACAGUGGUUUUGCCAGCUGCAGAAGAGGAUAUUGAAGUUUAGUAUGUUUGCUGUGAAUUCAGGAUUGUAAAGUGGUAUCUUUUAUGUGUAAUUUUUCAAAUAUUUUUUAAUAUAAUAUAAUUGAUUACUUGACCAAUAAUUAUUAUGUUUCUGAACAAUAUAAGAGGUAUAGGAAGGAUUGUUUAUAAGUUUCCUCUUUUUAUACAAAGCUUUCUUCUGAAAUGAUAACUACAUACUGUACAGUAAUCAUGACCAUUUAUUGAAUAUUAAAUGUUGAUAAAACGUGUUA
Osmia bicornis bicornis is the source of this 2452-nucleotide messenger RNA. RefSeq names its product Bardet-Biedl syndrome 1 protein homolog (gene BBS1). Lineage: Eukaryota; Metazoa; Arthropoda; Insecta; Hymenoptera; Megachilidae. The record is from RefSeq and is a predicted model, not a curated record. Gene Ontology annotation, molecular function: patched binding; smoothened binding. Gene Ontology annotation, biological process: protein localization to cilium; non-motile cilium assembly. The transcript is spliced from 7 exons. Gene Ontology annotation, cellular component: centrosome; axoneme; BBSome. The coding region runs from base 433 to 2205 and encodes 590 amino acids.